Molecule: messenger RNA, 435 nt
Organism: Salvia hispanica
Lineage: Eukaryota; Viridiplantae; Streptophyta; Magnoliopsida; Lamiales; Lamiaceae
Gene: COPT4
Product: copper transporter 4
Biological process (GO): copper ion transmembrane transport
Cellular component (GO): plasma membrane
Molecular function (GO): copper ion transmembrane transporter activity
Source: RefSeq, a predicted model, not a curated record
AUGGAGCUAAAACCUCUACCUCUCCAUCAUAACAUCAUGCAAUCCGCCCCACCGCCACUGCCGCCGGCCGCCCACAUCCAUCGCUACCACCCGUUUCACAUGGCCUUUUACUGGGGCAAAGAAGCACAGUUCUUGUUUCCGGGUUGGCCCGAUAACAAACCCGGCAUGUAUGCGGUGUCUCUGGUUUUUGUGUUCGCCCUGGCCAUUUUCGCCGAGUUUUUGUCGAACCUCAAUUUGGUCAAACCGGGUUCGAACCGGGCAGCGGCGGUUUUCUUUCCAGCCGGGUUCCAUGCUGUUCGGGCCGGUUUUUCGUAUUUAGUGAUGUUGGCCGUGAUGUCGUAUAACGGUGGUGUGUUUAUUGCGGCUGUUUUGGGCCAUGCGAUUGGAUAUGUUUUGUUUGGAAGUGGGCUUCGUAAAGGAUCAAAGCCCAAUUGA